AUGAGUACAAACCCUCUCGUCCGCUGUUAUGAUUCAGCCUGGUUUCUUCUCCAUAUCUUCAUUCUCAACAUUCCCCCAAGUCGACUCUUUCUCUUCCCAGUGUUAGCUGGCUCGGUCUGGUUUCUGACUCUGGCGUCCCUACUGUCAAUAUGGCUCGCCCACGGAAUGCCUCAAUACCCGGGACAAAGUAACCAGCAUGUUGCCUUCAUCUCCGACAUAGCGUCUUUCGAGUUGAAGCCACUUUUUCUCAUCGGUGCUUCUAUCACAGCCGUGGGUUUCGUGACCACCGUUUCUGCGGUUCAUGUAGUGCGCUAUGAGCCGGGAUUCGCUUUGGUGAAAUGUCCUGUAACCAACAACCGUAAUGGCAAUGGCGAACAUGGUCUUACUGGGCAUCGCAGUUCGUACCAUAGUCACUGUGGCCAUCAUGACUCCUACAGCGAGGAUGAAGAGGACCAUGAAACUACGAGAACCCUAAAGCUUAUCUCUCUGCUAGCCAUCUUCGCUGCCGCCGUGGCUAGUAUCGCGCUGAUUUUACUGGCGGUCAUGGAUACCUUUCGGUAUAAGAGCGCACAUCACCUCUUCCUCCAGUAUAUCAUUGACCAUUGCGUCAGAACCAAUUUCGACGGCUACGUCCCAAGCGUGCUUUACAGUCCCCCAAUACAAAGAAAAGAUAUCGAACCACCCGAAAGCUUACCGGGCCAGAUACGGAAUUGGGACCCUGAGCGCGCCCCACUAGUUGAGGGACCUUCAGGGGGGAGAUAUACGUGA
This is a messenger RNA of Aspergillus oryzae RIB40, 768 nucleotides long. RefSeq lists its product as uncharacterized. The record is from RefSeq and is a predicted model, not a curated record. Lineage: Eukaryota; Fungi; Ascomycota; Eurotiomycetes; Eurotiales; Aspergillaceae. The coding region runs from base 1 to 768 and encodes 255 amino acids. The transcript has 3 exons.